Rotaria sp. Silwood2 is the source of this 768-nucleotide messenger RNA. The record is from the annotation of a GenBank genome assembly. Lineage: Eukaryota; Metazoa; Rotifera; Eurotatoria; Philodinida; Philodinidae.
AUGAUACAUUAUCCUCAUCAAGGACUUCAUCACCCAAAUACUCGUUCCUCCUCAACACCAAAACGAAAAAUCUCAUAUCGUCAUGAUCGAUUUUUCCAUUUACCGACAACUAUUGCUGAAAAUGAUCCAGUUUUACGACGCCUUUAUAGUAUCGUAUCCUUAGUUCUCGAUGAUCAUCCAUAUCCCUCAACACGACAAGAAUUUUAUCGUCGUACUUCUGAAAUUCAACGAAAUGUUCGAAAUUUAAAUCUUUCUCCAAUGAAACAGAAAUUUCUUCAUCGUCUUAUGUCUGAAACCGAUGUUACUCUAGUCGAUUUAUGGCAAGGUUCUCAUAUCAUUGCACUCGAUCAUGGUCAUCUAUACAAUACAUGGUCAAAAUUCUCAUCAGCUCAUCCACGUUUUUCAUCUCAUUAUCGUGACGUACCUCUACAACAAUAUGGCAUUAAUUUUUUCGAUCAUCAAUUACUAUUUGGAAAAACUUCAAUACAUGGUUCAACAUGGUUUCAAAUGGAAGCACAUGGUUUUGAUCCAAACGAAAUUUAUAAUAAUCCAGAUUUAGUUAUUUAUCAUGGACAAGAUUUUUUAAAAUAUCGUUUUCAUCAAAUGAAUGUUGGUCCAUUUGGUUUUUCCCCUCAUACAGAAAUGAAUGAUCCAAUUAUACGUCCUUAUCAACCAUUAAAUACUAAAAGAAAACAAAAAUAUCAACGUUUUCUAACUGAUCAAGCAUUUCUAUCACGUUUUACGAAUGAAUUCAAACAAAAAAUAUAA